Panicum hallii is the source of this 1057-nucleotide messenger RNA. RefSeq names its product GDSL esterase/lipase At4g10955-like. The transcript has 2 exons. NCBI's taxonomy places the organism in Eukaryota, Viridiplantae, Streptophyta, Magnoliopsida, Poales, Poaceae. Bases 1 to 1053 code for a protein of 350 amino acids. The record is from RefSeq and is a predicted model, not a curated record.
AUGGGUGGGGCCAAGAAAAUAGUAUUCGCCGAGGACGGCCCCAAGCAUAUGAUGCGGUCCGGAUCAACUGGCAUCGAGGUUGACUGCUUCCACUUCCAGCGCCGGCGCGACUACGAGCUCGAGUUCGCGUGCGAGUGCGUCGUCUGCAACACCAGACGCGUCUUCGGAGCCAGGGGCAGGUGGUUCGUCUACGGAGCCGUCUUCGAGUACGAGCCGCCGGGCGGGGAGCCCCGCCGCCACCCGUCGGCUCCGAGCUACAUCAUCGCCUUCCGCGGCACCAUGCUACGGUACCCCACGAUCUCCCGUGACAUGCUUAACAACCUCAGCGUCCUGCUCAACAAGCAGCACCUGUGCGGCCGCUUCCGCCACGCGCGCGAGAAGGUCGGAGAACUCCUGCUGAGCCUGAGCUCCAUCCCCGGUAAUGGCGGCGCGGUCUGGCUCGCCGGCCACUCGCUCGGCGCGUCGAUCGCGCUGGAAGUGGGGCGGGAUCUGAUGAGCAGAAUGGGGCGCAACCUGCCGACCUUCCUGUUCAACCCGCCGCACGUGUCGCUGGCUCCGGCGAUCGGGGAGGAGGCGAGGAGGGACGUGUACACCAUGGGCUACAUCGGCAAGUACCUGCUGGGGUGGGUUCUGCGGGGGCACAGGGACCACAUGGACGAGCUGUUCCGGAAGCUGAGCCCGUGGGUGCCGAACCUGUACGUGCACCCGGAGGACCCCAUAUGCAAGGGCUUCAUCGACUACUUCGAGCAGCGUGGCCGCGUCGGGCACCACGCUGUCGUACCGGGACAUGCGCCUCUCUGUGUUCGGCAUGCAGAAGGAACGGCCGCACCUCUUACCAUCGGGCGAUGGUGUGGAAGAACCGGAGCCGGCACGGCGACGGGCACGGGCUCUGGCAGUGUGGGAGCCCCAAGGCUCGGACUCGAAGAAGCUGGUGCUGAGCCCCAAGCGAUACACGUGGCCUUGAAUGUCUUGUGUGCUUGUUCGGUCUGCAAUCUAUUUGACUCAGAGGGUGUUUGUAACUUCAGAAGUUUUGGUAUGCUUUACGAAUUUUGAUUUG